CGGAUUUUUUCAUGAAGGUAGUUUUUCAUGGAAGACAGAGUGGAAGGAGACCAACUGAGUGAGAGGAUUGCAUCCCCCAGUGUGUGCCAAGUGUGUGUCAGCCAGAGUGUGUGUGUGCGCCUCGGACUCCCCGCUCAGUGAUGUAAAACGUGAAGGUGGAUUUUUGGCAUGUGGAGGAGCAGGUAAAAGGGCUUGUUCGUGAUGGUGCUCUGUGUGGACAAGAAGCCGUGCCAUGACAGAGGGCAACGUGGGUAAAAUGCGACACCCAGCCCCGAACUACUGCCACCUCUUCCUGGGCGGGGCCUUGCUGCUUCUCCUGGCCAACACGGCUCUCAGCUGCCCCGCCCGCUGCGAGUGCUCCGCCCAGAGCAAGUCAGUCAGCUGCCACCGUAAGCGCCUGCCCACCAUCCCCGAAGGCAUCCCCAUCGAGACGCGCGUCCUGGACCUCAGUAAAAACAAGCUCCGCAUCAUCACACCAGACAACUUCUCCUCGUUCCAGCAGCUGGAGGACCUGGAUCUCAGCGACAACCUCAUCAGCGUUGUCGAGCCUGGCUCCUUUCGGUCCCAGCUCGCCCUCCGCUCGCUCAACUUUCGCAGCAACUUGCUUCAGCUGGUUCCUGCCGGGGUGCUGUCGGGCCUCACCAACCUCACCCGCCUCGACCUCAGCCACAACCGGCUGGUGGUUCUCCUGGAUCAUGCCUUUCAAGACCUGCGCAGGCUCAUGUACUUAGAAGUGGGUGACAACGAGCUGGUUUUCAUCUCUCAGCGGGCCUUUACAGGAUUACUCGGACUCCAAAGUCUGACCCUGGAACGCUCCAAUCUCACCGUGGUCCCUACUGAUGCUCUGGCACAUCUGCACAGCCUGGUGGAGCUGCGCAUGCGCUACUUGAGUAUCAGCUUUCUGAAGCCUUUCUCCUUUAAGAGGUUAUCACGUCUCCGCAGGCUCGAGAUUGAUUACUGGCCCUGGCUGGACACGCUGCCCCCCCUCUCGCUGCACGGCCUCAACCUCACAACAUUGUUCAUAACCAACACGAACCUGUCUGCCUUCCCCGGCGCUGCCCUGCGCAACCUGCCCUACCUCACACAUCUCAACUUGUCCCACUGCCGCAUCCAGCACAUCCAUCAGGGAGAGCUGGGUCAGCUCCCGUACCUGCUGGAGCUCCGCCUCCAUGGGGCUCAGUUGAUUUCCAUUGAGCCCUUUGCAUUUGCGGGCCUCAAAUCUUUGCAACUACUGGAUGUGUCACAGAACCGCCUGGACUCUCUGGAGAGGGGAGUGUUUGCCUCGCCAGACAGCCUCCAGAGGCUGUGUCUGGGUGGAAACCCAUUAGUGUGCGACUGCAGAUUGCUUUGGCUGCUCAAUAGCCACAAGCCUCCGUCUCUGCAGAUUCUGGAUGUGCAGCCGGAGUGCAGCGCCCCCGAGCACCUCCUGGGGAAACCUCUCCGUGACCUCAAGGAGCCUCUGGUCUCCAGAUACAUGACCUGUACCAAGCCACGGAUCGGACCCAACACGACCCAGCUGCUGAUGGCCGAUGAGGGUCAGCCCGCCCGCCUGAGCUGCAUGGCAGAGGGAGCGCCCCGGCCCUCGGUGGUAUGGAUUACACCUCACAGACGCUACAUCACAACCAAGAGUAGCGGCAGGGUGGAAGUCCAACCCGAUGGGACUUUGGAGAUCAAGGCGGCGGAGCUGCAUGACAGCGGGGUGUACUUGUGUAUCGCCAGUAACCCUGCUGGUAACGCGAGCCUGUCAGCCUCUUUAGCUGUAAAAAGCCUGGGCAUUGGAGACAGAUCCCACUAUAGCAACAGGAGCUCAAACUAUCUGACAGACUCUAACAGCACGUGGGGGAAUGGGACAGUACUGUAUAACAUGACAGUCCCCAUAGACAUUAAGACUAUCAUUAUAUCUACAGCCAUGGGCUGCCUGUCCUUUCUGGGUGUGGUCAUCUUCUGCUUCCUGCUGCUGUUUGCCUGGAGCCGAGGGAAAGGACGCCAUAAGAGCAACUUUGAUAUUGAGUAUGUCCCUCGCAAAUCCAACGGGGCAUCCGCGGACGCGACGGAAACAAGCGGCCCGCGACGGGUCAACAUGAAAAUGAUCUGAAAGACUGACGCCUACAAAGUGCACACAUAUCAAGCUGAAAAAAAAAAAAGUUUUUUCUAUGACACAGUGGAUUUGUGACUAAUGAAAGUGACGUGCUAAUAUAGUGGGUGUCGAUAUGACGGUGAUCUAGUGAUAAAGUGGGCAUGUGAAUAUAAAGUGAUCUAUGAAACCGUGGACGUGUUUAUAUGAAAUAAUGUUCUCAUACAGUACAUUGAGUAUAUUACUAUAACCAACAUAUCAAUAUGGGAGUGAUAUAGUGCUGCACUAGGCAUGUGUUUCAGUGGUGACGUGAAGAUGUUGUCCACUCACCGUGACAUCAAGGUGACGGAGGGAGUG
This is a messenger RNA of Plectropomus leopardus (leopard coralgrouper), 2431 nucleotides long. RefSeq names its product leucine rich repeat and Ig domain containing 2b (gene lingo2b). Lineage: Eukaryota; Metazoa; Chordata; Actinopteri; Perciformes; Serranidae. Gene Ontology annotation, cellular component: plasma membrane. The record is from RefSeq and is a predicted model, not a curated record. Gene Ontology annotation, molecular function: protein binding.